Messenger RNA from Saccostrea echinata, 1918 nucleotides. RefSeq names its product nuclear receptor subfamily 2 group E member 1-like. NCBI's taxonomy places the organism in Eukaryota, Metazoa, Mollusca, Bivalvia, Ostreida, Ostreidae. The transcript is spliced from 7 exons. Gene Ontology annotation, biological process: positive regulation of transcription by RNA polymerase II; cell differentiation; anatomical structure development. Gene Ontology annotation, molecular function: zinc ion binding; RNA polymerase II cis-regulatory region sequence-specific DNA binding; nuclear receptor activity. Bases 37 to 1179 code for a protein of 380 amino acids. The record is from RefSeq and is a predicted model, not a curated record.
GAAGACUUUCUGGCUUAGAAGAGGAUAAAGAAAAAAAUGAAUAAAGUCGCAGGAACUUCAAGUCGCAUUUUAACAGACAUCCCUUGUAAAGUCUGUCAGGAUCAUUCAUCUGGCAAACACUAUGGCAUCUAUGCAUGUGAUGGGUGCGCGGGAUUUUUCAAGAGGUCCAUCAGGAGAAACAGACAGUACAUCUGCAAGUCACGUGGUCAGGGUACAUGUCCAGUAGACAAAACGCACAGAAACCAAUGUAGAGCAUGUCGCCUUAAGAAAUGUAUGGAAGCUGGCAUGAAUAAAGAUGCCGUACAACAUGAAAGAGGACCCAGAAAUUCUACCAUCAGGAGGCAAGUUGCUAUGUACCUUAAAGAAACCAGGGAUUAUGGCGCAUUCGUAGCGCAGGCGCCCUUCCGUCCGCCAUAUUUGCCGACUUGUUAUGGAAUAGAUCCAAUGGCUAAUGGAGUGGAUCUUGGUGCAGUUACGCCACCAUCACCAGUCUCGCCUGGGAUUCUCUGUCAACCAACUCCUAAGUAUCCACAUGAAAUAAUGCAAGCAUAUUCAACUAACCCAGAAGCCAUGUGUGAAGUUGCUGCAAGGCUAUUAUUCAUGAGCGUUAAAUGGGCGAAAAAUGUCCCAGCAUUCUUGGGGCUUCCAUUCAGAGAUCAAAUUUUGCUCCUGGAUGAAGGAUGGAGAGAAUUAUUCAUUCUUGGUGCAGCUCAAUUCCAGAUGCCCAUUGAAGCUGGUCCUCUACUUGCUUUGGCAGGAUUAAAUUCAGAGGAUGCAUCAGCUGAGAAAGUAGUCAGCGUUAUGACUGAAAUCAGAGCUCUACAAGAGAUCAUAUCAAAGUUUAAAUCCCUGCAAGUGGAUCCCACCGAAUUUGCCUGCCUCAAAGGCAUUGUUCUAUUCAAAACAGCCUUUGGAAAUUCACAGAAUUCCGAGGAAAAAUCUCUAAGAGAUAUCCACACAGUUGCAGGACUCCAAGAUCAGGCCCAGUUAACUCUGAGCAAAUACAUCCAGGCAACUUAUCCUACCCAACCUUUCCGGUUUGGAAAAUUAUUAUUGUCGAUCCCGACUCUAAAAACAGUAUGUGGAAGCACGAUUGCAGAAUUGUUCUUCAGAAAGACAAUUGGCAAUAUUCCGAUUGAAAGACUUUUGAUUGACAUGUUUAAAUCAAGUGAUUUCUGAUGUAGGAAAGAAUGUCAAAUUGUCAAAUUAUUAGGCAAACAAAGUUCGGAAAUCGAUUCCGGAAGUGGCUCUGGCCACAGCAGGAGCAAAAACGGAUCUCAAGCUCGAUUGGCGUCGCCCAUGUCAACAAGCGGUUCAUAUUUCUAAGGAAAUAAAAUCUGCCACUCAUAAACGGUCAUCAAUCUAUCCAUUUUUUCAGUAUUUGUUUUCUCAUUCAUGUCCAUGAGUGGUGAAAUUUAAAAAUCAAAUUGGCAAUUAGUUUUAUUUAAUCUGAUGAGCAUAAAUCAAUGUGAUGUUUAUCUGGUCAUGGGUCUCGCGUUAGCUCUCCAAUAUCGGCAUCCAAAUUCGUAAUGCAAUAUGCCUUUGAUUAAGUCAUCUCAAAGCGCGUAACAAAAGAUUGGAGUGAAAAUAAAACUUGAAAUCUACAACACGGAUGAAUGCGGCGCGAGGGAUUAUGUUUCUCUUGCCCAUCUUGUACACUUGUGAAAUGAAACCGCUUCCGCAGCGAGAACCCCUAACUAAACAGAUUGACAUUGAUGUGUGCUAAUGCAGUAAAAUCGUUCAUUGUACACUUUACAUGAAUAAUAGGGCCAAUUUCUACCCGAGCAGAUAGCAAUUAAAUUCAAGUUUGCCUCUAGCAAUCCUAAACGAUAUUUCAAAACCACUUUUCACGGUCAAUGUAAUGAUAAAUACGAUUCCAUCGUAACGUUAUUCGAAAUUUUUACCAGUUUAGUCUCAG